Molecule: messenger RNA, 1734 nt
Organism: Octopus sinensis (East Asian common octopus)
Lineage: Eukaryota; Metazoa; Mollusca; Cephalopoda; Octopoda; Octopodidae
Product: autotransporter adhesin BpaC-like
Exons: 3
Coding region: 1-1734 (577 amino acids)
Source: RefSeq, a predicted model, not a curated record
AUGGAAUUCGCUGGUAGAGGAGUGGCAAAUGUUGCUUAUGGAGUUGGAUCAGUUGUUAGUGGUGGAGUUGGAUUAGCUGCUAGUGGAGUGGAAUUGGUUGGUAGCGUGGUGGAAAAUGUUGCUCAUGGGGUUGAAUCAGUUGCUAGUGGUAGAGUUAGAUUAGCUGCUAGUGGAGUGGGAUUAGUCGAUAGCGUGGUGGAAAAUGUCGCUCAUGUGGUUGGAUCAGUUGAUAGUGGUAGAGUUGGAUUAGCUGCUAGUGGAGUGGAAUUGGUUGGUAGCGUGGUGGAAAAUGUUGCUCAUGUGGUUGGAUCAGUUGAUAGUGAUAGAGUUGGAUUAGCUGCUAGUGGAGUGGGAUUAGUCGAUAGCGUGGUGGAAAAUGUUGCUCAUGGGGUUGGAUCAGUUGUUAGUGGUAGAGUUAGAUUAGCUGCUAGUGGAGUGGAAUUGGUUGGUAGAGGAGUGGCAAAUGUUGCUUAUGGGGUUGGAUCAGUUGUUAGUCGUAGAGUUAGAUUAGCUGCUAGUGGAGUGGAAUUGGUUGGUAGUGGAGUGACAAAUGUUGCUCAUGGAGUUGGAUCAGUUGUUAGUGGUGGAGUUGGAUUAGCUGCUAGUGGAGUGGAAUUGGUUGGUAGUGGUGUGGCAAAUGUUGCUUAUGGAGUUGGAUCAGUUGUUAGUGGUGGAGAUGGAUUAGCUGCUAGUGGAGUGGGAUUAGUCGAUAGCGUGGUGAAAAAUGUUGCUCAUGGGGUUGGAUCAGUUGUUAGUGGUAGAGUUGGAUUAGCUGCUAGUGGAGUAGGAUUAGUCGAUAGCGUGAUGGAAAAUGUUGCGAAUGGGGUUGAAUCAGUUGUUAGUCGUAGAGUUAGAUUAGCUGCUAGUGGAGUGGAAUUCGCUGGUAGAGUGGUGGAAAAUGUUGCUAAUGGUGUUGGAUCAGUUGUUAGUGGUGGAGUUGGAUUAGCUGCUAGUGGAGUGGGAUUAGUUGGUAGCGUGGUGGAAGAUGUUGCCUAUAAAAUUGGAUCAGUUGUUAGUGGUGGAGUUGGAUUAGCUGCUAGUGGAGUGACAAAUGUUGCGAAUGGGGUUGGAAGGGUUGCUAGUGGUGGAGUAGGAUUGCUUAGUAGUGGAGUGAAAUUAGUUGGUAGCGGGAUGGAAAAAGUUGCGAAAGGUGUUGGGUGGGUUGCUAGCGGAGGAGUUGGAUUAGUUGGUAUUGGAGUUGGAUGGGUUGCUAGUGGAGUUGGAAGGGUUGCUAGUGGAGUUGGAGGGGUUGCUAGUUGGGGAGUAGGAUUGCUUAGUAGUGGAGUGGAAUUAGUUGCCAAUGGAGUUGGGUGGGUUGCUAGUGCUGCCGUUGGAUCGCUUGAUAGUGGAAUGAAAAGUAUUGCGAAUGGCGUUGGGUGGGUUGCUACUGCUGCAGAAGGACUAAUUAGAAGUGGAGUAGAAAUCGUUGGAAGUGGAAUAACAAAUGUCGUGAAUGCUCUGAGGUGGGUUACUAGUGGUGGGAUGACUUCGUUGAUGGCUCAGAGCUGUAGCCAUGCUGAUGCACCGCCAUUACGAAUAUUAUUGAACCAAAUUCCCAGUCGUGAUAAAAGUUUUCUUUUAGGUGAAUUUAAUGCCCAUGUUGGAUCAGAUUACCUUUCUUGGUCAAAUAUUCUUGAUAAGCGUGGUGUUGAAAAAAAUGGACUCAAAUGGAUUCUUGCUAUUAAAACUGUGCACUUGCACUUCGUUGGUGUUAAAGAUACGGUUUCCAGUUGA